Molecule: messenger RNA, 366 nt
Organism: Sipha flava (yellow sugarcane aphid)
Lineage: Eukaryota; Metazoa; Arthropoda; Insecta; Hemiptera; Aphididae
Exons: 1
Coding region: 1-366 (121 amino acids)
Source: RefSeq, a predicted model, not a curated record
AUGAAAAGACAUUAUGAAACUAAACACAAAUCAUUUAGUGAAAAAUACCAGGUAGGAAGUAAUCUUCGUAAAUCCAAAAUUGAGAGUUUAUAUUUAUCUUAUUCAACAUCAACUCAAAUUAAUAACAAGGCAAUGAGUGAACAAGAAAAAUGUACAGAGGCUUCAAUACAUAUUUCGUGGAUUCUUCCUAAACACAUGAAACUGUUUACCAAUGCUGAUAUAAUCAAAGAAUGUAUAGUUGAAGCUGGAAAUGUGUUAUUUGAUAGUAAAAAUAAUAUUAUGGAGACUACUCGUAAUAUUCCGUUAUCUACGUCUUCAGAUACUCGAAAUACAGAAUUAUUAGCAAAGGAAAAUCAUUCAAAUUAA